Molecule: messenger RNA, 963 nt
Organism: Maudiozyma barnettii
Lineage: Eukaryota; Fungi; Ascomycota; Saccharomycetes; Saccharomycetales; Saccharomycetaceae
Gene: CTO1
Product: Cto1p
Exons: 1
Coding region: 1-963 (320 amino acids)
Source: RefSeq, a predicted model, not a curated record
AUGUCUAGAAACAUUCUAAUAUGUGACUUUGAUGAAACAAUUUCAAACAAAGAUACUAUUAGUACAUUUGCCAGAUUGGCAUAUCAUGUGAAACCUACUGCAAGUCCAAAUUGGUCCCAUUUCGAAACUACGUAUAUGAAUGGGUACAAUCAUCUACAACCCAAAUAUGUUCAGAAAAGGUCAUUACCAUUACUUGCAAAACUUGGUACAAAUGAUAGAAUCACUAUGGACAACUAUAACGUUUUAUUUGGAUCUGAAAUCGAGUACCAAAGGCUAUGUAGAAAUAUAGAAUUGAAUAGUAUUCAAGAGAUAGAAAAAUAUAAUUUAUUCAAGGGUGUUAGUACUCGUGAUGUAUCUACAUAUGUCCAUAGUUUAUUCAAUGGGAGCGUAGAUUCUAUUGUUCGGAAAGGAUUCAUUGAAUGUUUAGGGACUUUAAAUAUCGAUGUCCAUGACCUGUUUGUAAUAUCGAUCAAUUGGUCUCGAGAAUUAAUCCAGGAUGCAAUCUCUCAACAAUAUAUUUCGUCUUCCAACAUAUAUUGUAAUGAUCUUCUAUUAGAUCAAAAUAAAGAAUCGAAGUGUGUAUAUACAGGAAAUUUUUCCAAAUCAUUAUUAACAGGCUCAGAUAAGAUAGAAGUAUUAAAUAAAUUGUAUGAAGAUAAUAAUGGUAGUAAUAAUGCGGAAAAUUACAACAAAUUUUGGUAUGUUGGUGAUAGUGAGACUGACAUACUUUGUAUCUUAGAGCCUCAAAUAAAUGGGAUAUUAUUAUUAGAUCCACAAGAAAAUGAGAAGAAAUUCCUUAAAUUGUCAAUUGAUGUAUUGGGACUUGAUGAGAAUACAAUUACAAACUUUAUGAGUGAUCCACAAAUAAGAUCAUUAAGGUUUGCAGAGAAACAAACUGGUAAUGGAUCAUAUCUUGCGAAGACAUGGUUUGAUAUAACCACACUAAUACAACAAAAUAUGUGA